GCCAUAACUUGCUGCAGAAUCCCAUCGUGUUCAUAUCACACAACCUGCACAAGUUUCGAGGAAUAAACGCGGGAGUUUAUAACGCACCGACCCCGAUCUGUUUCUAUCUCGAGCUGCAGCGCGCUUCCGGUAGGGGUGACAUCACAUCAGAGUGUUUCCGGCGUGUUUUAUGUUUUAGUGAGUUAAGUCCAGAUUAAGCGUCCGAAACUGCAGACAGCUUCUGUUACCACGGAAAACUCUUAAAUUAUAGGUGUUUGGGGGAGAUGUCGUCUUUCUCUGAGUCUGCUCUGGAGAAGAAGCUCUCAGAGUUGAGUAACUCGCAGCAGAGCGUUCAGACUCUCUCGCUGUGGAUCAUUCACCAUCGCAAACACUCCUCGCUCAUCGUGAAAGUGUGGCACAGAGAGCUGAAGAAAGCUAAGACCAGCAGGAAGUUGACGUUUCUCUAUCUGGCGAAUGACGUGAUUCAGAACAGUAAGAAAAAGGGGCCGGAGUUCACCAAAGACUUUGAAACCGUGUUGGUUGAUGCCUAUUCACAUGUGGCGAGCAGGGUAGGAGAUGACAACUGCAAAAGGUCCAUGGAGAGGCUUUUGAAUAUCUGGCAGGAGCGAAGCCUCUACCGUUCAGACUUCAUACAGCAGCUCAAAUUGGCCAUUGAGGAUUCGGACAGCCCGAAACACAAGCCUGCAGAUGGGAGGAAAAACUUAAAGAGAAGCUACCAGAAGAUCCAAGAGGAAGAAGAGGAGGAAGAUGAUGAUUACAGGGCUCAAUAUUCUCCACAAGAGACUGAUGCUGCUGCUCCUCAGCUGACCGAGGAACUGGUGAAAGCCCUUCAGGACCUCGAGAAUGCGGCGUCCGGCGAUGCAGCCGUUAGACAGAAGAUCGCCUCCUUGCCGCAGGAAGUGCAGGACGUCUCUCUUCUCGAGAAGAUCACAGAUAAACUGGCAGCAGAUAAACUCUCAAAGACGGUAGAUGAGGCGUGUCUCCUGCUGGCCGAGUAUAAUGGACGUCUGGCGGCCGAGUUAGAAGACCGACGGCAGCUAGCCCGUAUGCUAACAGAAUACAUCCAAAGCCAGAAAGAAGCACUCAGUGAGAGGGAGAAGAAACUGGAGGAAUUCAAGCAAAAACUCGCUCGGGUCACACAAGUGCGCAAGGAACUUAAAUCCCACAUCCAAAGUCUUCCAGACCUGUCUCUCCUCCCUAAUGUGACCGGUGGUCUCGCCCCGCUCCCGUCCGCCGGAGAUCUCUUUUCCACUGACUGAACGUCUGUCAAGCGCUGGCCCUCUGAGACUCAAAGUCCCUCUAAGAUCUGAGACUUCAGAAAUAACAGAACCAAGAGCGGAGCCCGAUUCUGAUGCCACCAGCCGAACGCUCUCUUUUGGUGAUUUUCCUGCAAGAGCGAAACUUCGACGCCAUCGAACUCAUCAGUCAAUUUGAAUGAAAUGUGAUUCAGAGUGUGAAAGUUUUCCUGUGAGUGAAGUUGUUGUGAAAAAGGAAAAGCCUUUGCUUUGUGUUAUGUCAGUAGAUAUUUAGUUUUAUGGCUUCCGUGGAUAACUUUGCGUUUGUGGUUUUGGAAACGACCUGAACGUGAGAAUUAAAUUUUAAACAAAGUCACUGUUACAGACUGAGUUCAUGAUAUCACCAGACAUAAGACAAGGAUCAUUAUUAGCUGGUAUAUAUUUGGUUUCAUUUAUCGCUAAUAUUUGCUGAAAAGAAUAUAGUACGAUCCUAUUAAUUGAUAAAUAAAUGAAUGUCAGGAAUAACCAGUUUAACAAUGAUACAACAUUAAGUCUUUGCUAUCAGGUUUGUUUUAUUGUCACUGUAUGUUUAUGUAACUAACCAUGGCCAAACAAUUCAGUUCAGAAUGACCAUUUCUAAAGUUUAAGUUUUUAAUUUUUGUUGACUUUUUUAGGGCUUUUUGGGAAAAGCUAUUCAUUAUGUUCUGUGAAUAUUUCAGUACACAGAAGAAUUAGCUUAUAUUCUGCAACAACCAUCAUGAAUUCAUUGAUUCAUAUUUGUUUGCAUCAUAAAGAGAAACUCAUUCUUGUAGUCAUAUUUUGUUUUUAAUUUCUUCAGUUGGCACAUUUAGUGGAGUCAAUAAAUUUUACAACUAGA
Triplophysa dalaica is the source of this 2112-nucleotide messenger RNA. It is a transcript of the gene rprd1b, whose product is annotated as regulation of nuclear pre-mRNA domain containing 1B. The transcript has 9 exons. Gene Ontology annotation, cellular component: RNA polymerase II, holoenzyme. Bases 264 to 1259 code for a protein of 331 amino acids. Gene Ontology annotation, biological process: mRNA 3'-end processing. The record is from RefSeq and is a predicted model, not a curated record. Gene Ontology annotation, molecular function: RNA polymerase II complex binding. NCBI's taxonomy places the organism in Eukaryota, Metazoa, Chordata, Actinopteri, Cypriniformes, Nemacheilidae.